Molecule: messenger RNA, 789 nt
Organism: Desarmillaria tabescens
Lineage: Eukaryota; Fungi; Basidiomycota; Agaricomycetes; Agaricales; Physalacriaceae
Exons: 3
Source: RefSeq, a predicted model, not a curated record
CUCGAACCUUUCGUUGUGUUUUCAGAGAUCUCCAGUAGUCUCAAAGGUCCUACAGCCUGUCUUUGGACAAACGAUUCGAUAGAUCUUGGGUCGCUGGUCAACUGGGCUCGGUAUUGGCGUGGACCGGUGUCACUCGUCAUAACAACGAAUUCUGCACCUUCUUCCCCUGCUUAUCAAAACCUUCUGCGCCGCUUAGCUGCGAUCAAGACACUUCCCUCGUUGGCUUAUUUCUCUGUUCAUGUUUUCCAAGCGAAUAUCCAAGCAUCUUUGUCACCUAACGUUUUCCUUAACAUCGGCAGACUCUUUGCACCUACUGACACCGUCAUGAUAGUCCCUGCAGAAAUUUCAACUGUAACUCCUUCUGCUAGGUUGUACCAUUCUGUGUCGGAACAUCUCCUUCACCGCUCGCAAACACUGGCUAUUGUGACGAUCGCUAAAGAGAUAACCUUCCCUCUGGCUUCUUUCUCGCCUCUUGUUCUACCUAAAAAUUAUCCUGUGUGGUGCGCCGAUCGUUUCUUUGUCGCGAGUUCACGCUCCUUGGACUGGGAUGUAUGCCUGUGGCAGAUCUGGCUGGAACAACAAGGCAGAAUUGGACAUGUCAACGUGUCGAUGAGCAAUGCGCCAGACGCAACAGUGGUUCCUCCAGCUAUUAUGAAGAUCCGCCGUCGUCUAACAUCAAAAUAUCAUUCUGAAGCGUGCGAUAUAGCUAUUAAAAAACAGGCUAUUCUAGACCCGCCGAAUUCCAAAAUUGCAAAGAGGAGGAUGCAAUGGGUGAAGACCUUCUGUCGA